Molecule: messenger RNA, 1386 nt
Organism: Guillardia theta CCMP2712
Lineage: Eukaryota; Cryptophyceae; Pyrenomonadales; Geminigeraceae
Exons: 13
Coding region: 1-1386 (461 amino acids)
Source: RefSeq, a predicted model, not a curated record
AUGCCACGGGAGCUGACGGUGGAGGAUCUUGAGGAGAGGAGGGAACACAGGGAGCCUGUCCUGCUGAGCCCGAGAAGCACGGAGGCGUGCCGCCGUCAAGGCUACUUGACUCAAGAGCUUGUCUUUAAAGACUUCGACUUCUUCGAGGAGAGAGAUCUACCCGAUGACAUCAUUGAGGUUCGCUGGCAACACUACGAGACCAGGAGGAAGGAGAAGCUGCGAGUUGUCAAGGAGGAAAGGCAGAAUCUCAUUUCCGUGGGUUGGAAACCAGAGAAGAAAGAUAGAAGCUUCAUGAACUUCUCACAUGACGAAAGCUCGACGGUCGAUAUGACUCGAUCGACAGCAGCAAACAAGGAGCAGAGGAUUCUAGAGAGUAUCAGGAUAAAACGCCAGCAAGAGCUUGAACAGCUGGUAGCACAAGAACUCAAGGCAGCAAAACUGAUGGAGGAGACCAAGAAGGAGGAGGAGCUGCAGAGGCAGAAAGAGGCCGCGAAAUUGCAGGAGGCGAAGGAAAGGCAGAAGAUAUGGGACGAGGCUCAGAGGAAAAAGGAGCUAGCAAAGGUGGAGGCAGAGAAGAUGCAGGAAGAAGAACAGAAGGAGGCAGCAGCCAGGGAGUAUCAGAAAGAGAUGGCCCGAAAGGAGGCAGAGGCAAGGCAAGAAGAAGAGCGGAAGAGGCUUGCUCGAGAACGAGAGCUAGCUGCCAUCGCCCUGCGAGAGGAGCAGAAGCAGCAACUGGAGGCAAUCUUUGCUCACCAAGAGGAGAUUCUGAACAAAAAGAAAGCUGAGAUGGAAAAACGAGAUCAAGAGCGGAAGGCAAUGCAAGAGGCAAAGCGAAUAGAAAGAAUCCUAAGGGCAGAAGAGGAGCGGCAGCGGUCGGCCCAUCGGAUAAGUUUGGCGUUAGCACAGAAGAAAGAGGCUUUGCGCCAGAAGAGGAACGCUCUGCUGAGCCGCCAGGAAAAGCUGAGGGAGAAGAAGGAGGCCUUCGAGCAGGAGCAGAGGCAGAGCAUACUUCUCCGGCAGCAGAAAGCGGAGGCUAAGAAGGCAGAGAUCGCUAGGACCAUCCAGCGAAUGGAGGACAUUGAAAACGAGAAGAAGAUGAAGACCAUACAAAAGGAAAAGAGCCAUUCAAUUCUCUCUUUGAAAGAAAAUCUCGAAAGGCUACGGCGCAUCGAGGCCUUCAAGCGGGACGAGGCGGAGGAUCGGAUCCGAGCGGAUGAUCUAAGAACGCAGCAGCUCAAGCGCUUCCGGCUGAACAUGCUUGAGCAGCGGAAGGCGUUUCAGAGGCAGAACGACAUGCAGAGAAUCGAGAUCCUGAAAUCGAUAGAAAAUAUGAGGAGCAACCCUGGCAAGGCUCUAGCAAAUGCAACGAUGAACAGUACGGCAUAA